CAACAAUUAGCGUUCUUAUAUUGAAUGAAUUAGAAAAUGAAAAUUAUUUAAUUAUUAUUGUUAAUAAUUACUAGUUGAAUAACAAUAACAGUAGUAAUCAUUAUUGUUUUCCAAUAAAAUGUUGAAUAACUCAAUGGAUUAUGAGAAUAUGGAAGAGAACUUAUCAAAUACAUCCAAUUAUUUUCCACAUUGUAACCAACGUACGGAAAUAAAAACUCAUGAUAGUACAUUGAGAAAUAUUCACACAGACAAUGAGAAUACAGUCAUGACAAAAGUAUCAAAACAAUUACAUUUUUCAAUAGAUGCCUUGUUAGAUGAUGACGAUAUUGAUGGUAGUGCUAAUAAUGACGAUGGUGGCAAUGAUAAUGAUGAUGAUGACGAAGACGACGACGACGAUGCUGCUGAUGAUGAUGACGACGAUGAUGGGGAUAACGAAAAUAUCGACAAUGAUAGUUGCAAUCAUUGUUGCUAUCUGGAUAAUUCUGACAAAAAUAACUCAGGGCUCAAAAAUUCUAUUCAUCCAGAAAUUGAUGAUGAUGAUGAUGAUAAUAAUAAUAAUUGUAACAUUAGUAACAGUGAUAAUAAUAAUAAUAAUAAUAAUAACCAUCAUAACAACAGAACCACCUCGUUAUUCAAUGAAACUAAAGUUAAUGGUAAAAAAUCACAUGGGAAAUCUAAUCAUGAUAAUGGAAGUGAAGAAAAGUUUACUAAUAAACUUAAAAAGCAUCAUGAUGUUAAAUCAUCAAGAAUAAAUCAAAAUAAUAAAAUUUCUACAAGUUUAUCAUCCUAUAAUUAUUCAAGUAAAGAUACUACUGGCAAUCAUAUAAAUAGUAGUAAUCAUAUAGAUAAUGAAAUAAAUCAUAAUCAAAUGUCUUAUUUUAAGAAGCAUAACUUUUUUAAUUCAUUACAUGAAUUAUCAUUUAAUGAUUAUUUAACAUUUAGUAAUAGUGCCAUUGGAUCUCGAUCUAUCCCACAAAAGUGUACAUUACGUAAGCAUAAACCAAAUCGUCGACCAAGAACUCCAUUUACAACUCAACAGUUAUUAGCAUUAGAAAGAAAAUUUCGUCAAAAACAAUAUUUAUCUAUUGCAGAGAGGGCAGAAUUUUCAAAUAAACUAACAUUGACUGAAACACAAGUGAAAAUAUGGUUUCAAAAUCGUCGAGCAAAAGCUAAACGUUUGCAAGAGGUUGAAACUGGCAAAUAUCAUUUAUCACCAAAUGAAAAUUUAGAAACAGUUUUAAUUGCAGCCAUGUCAUCAGCAAAUCAAGCAUCACAAUUAGAUACUACAAGUAGUAAUAGUAAUAAUAAUAAUAGUGAUAAAAAUUAUACAGGACCUAUGGAUAUGAUAACUCAUGAUAUGACAUCAUUUCAUACUGUUCCAGUAUCACCACCACUUCCUAUCUCAUCAACAUCGGUUAUUUCAACUCCUUUAUCACUUCAGUCAAAAUUUCCCUUUCAUCCUGUAUCCACUUCUCGAAUUCCAUUAUCUUCUAACACACCAAAUUCAUCGCAUCAAUAUUUAUGUUCAUGUAUUUCCCCGAAUCACCAGUGUUCAUACAAAUCUACAGAAAUAACUAGAGAUAAUCUUUUACAUCCUCCUACGACUUGCAUCCUUUCAUCUUUACCAAAUUUAUCAUCACCAUUAUCCGCAGAUCAUUUAUACACACAUAAUCACCCUAACGUCAAUAAUAAUAAUAAUAAUAAUAAUAAUAAUAAUAAUAAUAAUAAUAAUAAUAAUAAUAAUAAUAAUGGCAAAGUACAUUCAAAUUAUGACUGUGACCAAAUUUCAUUCAAUCCCAAUAAACCAAAGUUAUCAUCAAUUAAAAACUUUUCACCUGAUAACUUUCAACAUCAACUACAAAGUAUAGAUACAGUAAAUUCUAAACAUUUUCCCAUAGCAACUGUUAGUAAUAAUAAUAAUAAUACACCUCUUUUAUCCUUUACUAAAAGUCAUCCUAAUAAAAAUAUCCCUUCUAAUGAUAUGAUUACUACUAAUUGUGCUAAUAAGAACAAUAUGAAUGGUACAAUACUACAUAAAACAUCAAAGCAUACAAUAUCUUAUUUUUCAAAUGGUCAACGAAUUGACAAUCAACAUGAUAGUUAUAGUAAACAUAUUAGGAAUGAUGAUGGCACCAAUAAUAAUAAUGAUAAAGAUAAUUUAAUGAAUAUGAAAUAUGAUUCUAUGCUUGAUUUUCAAUCUAUACUUAAUAAUCUUCAAUCUAAUUCAUCAAAUGGGAUAAAUAAUUUGAAAACAAUUGAAACAUUGAGUGAUCCAUUAUCAUUAUUAUAUGCAGCUAAUCAUUAUUAUCAACAAUAUAAUCAGAGUAAAGAAACCGAUCAUAAUUAUUCAAUUGAUUUAAACAAUAAUCAUAAUUCAAAUAACCCAAAACCGUUGUUACACCCCGUUAUGAACGCUGCUGAUCCCAGUAGAGUUAAUACAAUGUUAGAUUGUAUAUCGAAAAACGAUUCUCAUUUAUAUCAGUCAAUAUUGACAAAUGAAUUAGCAGGAUCAAUUUCAUCCUCUCUUUCAUCAAUGACAUCUUCAUUACCAGUUGUAUCAUCAACAUCAAUUUCUUGUUGUACUUCAACUUCCACUUCUUCAUCAUUAUCAACAUUUCCAUCUAUAUCAGGAGAUAAAGAGAAAUUGGCACAAGAUCUUGUCAAUAUGUUUUACUGUUCAACAUUCAAUUCUUUUGGCCAACAACAAUCAAUUUCACCGUCUACAUCCUCCUCAUCAUCAUUAAUACAAACAUUUAAUCAACAGAAUAUGAAUGAUUUCAAUUCUUUUUUAUUAAAACGACUAUUUUCAGAUAAUCUUUUUAAUCAAACAAUGAAUUUAUCAAAUUCUCUAUUAAAUUCAUCAACAUUUUCAAAAUUUAUUCCUUCUGCAAUGCAAUUAUCAACAUUGAUGAAUUCUUUAGGUAACCUUAAUUCAACUCAACCAUUAAAUAAUUUAACAUCUACAUUAUUUCCCUUGUCUACCAAUCCAUCAGUAGUGUUUUCUUCACAAAAUUCUGAUGCAACUAUUUCAACAACUGAAUUAUCUUCAUAUAUACCAUGUACAACAUCAUUAAUAUUAUCGGAAUUUCAAAAGGAUACUGUUGAACAACAUUUUAAACAAAAUACUAAUAGUAUUAAUGAUAAUCAUAAUAAUUAUAAUAAUGAUACACUUAUUCCAAUCUGAAAUGAUUCUACUACUGUUAUUUCUGAUACAAUUCACUUAUUUCCAGG
This is a messenger RNA of Schistosoma rodhaini, 3231 nucleotides long. The record is from the annotation of a GenBank genome assembly. NCBI's taxonomy places the organism in Eukaryota, Metazoa, Platyhelminthes, Trematoda, Strigeidida, Schistosomatidae.